AUGGCCUUCAGUGGCACGGAUUCAUCUCAAGGAAAAGGUCAAAUAUUAUCGAAUAUCAACGCGUGCCUUGCAGUUCAGUCCACAAUCAAGGGAACCCUAGGCCCAUAUGGCGGAGACGUAUUGCUCGUGGAUUCGAACGGGAAACAGACCAUUACGAACGAUGGAGCGACAGUAAUGAAGCUGCUUGACAUUGUCCACCCCGCUGCUCGAGUCCUUACCGAUAUUGCACGGUCGCAAGAUGCUGAAGUCGGUGAUGGCACCACGUCCGUGGUAGUAUUGGCGGGGGAGAUCUUGAAGGAAGUCCGUGAAUUUGUGGAACAGGGCGUGAGUUCACAGACGAUCAUUAAGGGGCUGAGACUUGCGAGUGCAAUUGCAGUAAACAGAAUCAAAGAGAUAGCGGUUGAUAUGAGGGAUACGGGUGAGGGGAACACGAUGCAGGUCGAGACCCUGAGGCGAUUGGCGGGCACGGCAAUGAACAGUAAACUGAUUAAGCGAAAUGCGGAAUUUUUUACAAAGAUGGUCGUUGAUGCCGUUUUGUCCUUGGAUCAGGACGACUUGAAUGAAAAGCUUAUCGGCAUUAAGAAGGUCACUGGCGGCGCCUUGCAGGAUUCCUUAUUUGUGGAUGGUGUCGCAUUCAAAAAGACCUUUUCUUACGCAGGUUUCGAACAACAACCCAAAUCCUUCAAGGAUCCAAAAAUCGUCUGCCUCAAUGUCGAACUUGAGCUUAAGAGCGAAAAAGAUAAUGCGGAAGUUCGCGUGGAGCAAGUAUCUGAGUAUCAGGCAAUUGUGGACGCCGAAUGGCAGAUCAUAUUCAAUAAACUCGAGGCACUGUAUAAGACAGGGGCAAAGGUCGUGCUGAGCAAACUUCCUAUUGGUGAUCUGGCCACGCAGUACUUUGCUGACCGUGAUAUUUUCUGUGCGGGCCGUGUGUCUGCCGAAGACAUGGAGCGUGUUAACCAAGCCACCGGAGCCUCCACACAAUCGACUUGCUCUGACAUUCAAGACCGUCAUCUAGGAACUUGCGGCUCUUUCGAAGAGCGCCAAGUCGGAGGCGAGCGAUUCAAUAUCUUCUCCGACUGCCCGGCGGCCAAGACUUGCACAUUGAUUCUUCGUGGUGGCGCGGAGCAAUUCAUCGCGGAAGCCGAACGCAGUUUACACGAUGCCAUCAUGAUUGUGAAGCGAGCGUUACGCAACACCUCGGUUGUGGCUGGCGGAGGAGCGACGGAAAUGGACGUUUCGAGCUACCUACAUUCGUAUGCCAACAAGAGCAAGGCCGUCGCCCAUAAACAGCAAGGUAUUGUGAAGGCGUUCGCGAAGGCGCUUGAGGUCAUUCCACGGCAAUUGUGCGACAAUGCGGGUUUCGAUGCCACUGAUAUCCUGACCCGUCUUCGCGUGCAGCACCAAGCUGGCAAUGUGUGGGCCGGCGUCGAUUUCGAUAAUGAGGAUGUUAGGGAUAAUAUGAAAGCGUUUGUCUGGGAACCGAGCCUGGUCAAGGUCAACGCCAUUCAGGCGGCGAUUGAGGCUUCAUGCUUGAUUUUGAGUGUUGACGAGACGAUAAAGAACCAAGAGUCUGCCCAACCACAAGCAUCAGGGAAGCCAUUGCCAGCGGGAGCAGCGCAAAGAGUGUUGAGAGGGAGGGGACGUGGCAUGCCUAGACGGUAA
This is a messenger RNA of Uncinocarpus reesii 1704, 1662 nucleotides long. RefSeq names its product T-complex protein 1, eta subunit. Bases 1 to 1662 code for a protein of 553 amino acids. Gene Ontology annotation, molecular function: ATP hydrolysis activity; ATP binding; ATP-dependent protein folding chaperone. The transcript has 6 exons. The record is from RefSeq and is a predicted model, not a curated record. Gene Ontology annotation, biological process: protein folding. Gene Ontology annotation, cellular component: chaperonin-containing T-complex. Lineage: Eukaryota; Fungi; Ascomycota; Eurotiomycetes; Onygenales; Onygenaceae.